GUAAAUCCACGAAUUAUAGAGCAAGGGAAACAUGACAGAAAUAAACAGACUUGGCAAACUUAAAACAGUAUCAGCUAAGUUACCUUAUAUUGCAAUUAUAUAUUUUUAUUUGCAACAUUUCAUAAUGAUAGUGUAUUUUUAAAUUGUGCAAUGAUUAAAUGGUGCAUUCGACAAGACGUUAUAUCUAUAUUGCUGUAUACACAGCUUAAAUAAAUGUAUCAGAUGCAAUUAUUUGUUUCAUUUUACGGGCCAUGUUGUUGCUGUUGUUGUAUUUUUGUUGAUGUAAAAUAGGAUCUUCCUCAUACAUGCUACUGAACAUGUUUGACUUUCUUUAAUUAUCCAUUAACGCAACAAUAAUUUAUUACAUUAAUGAUAUAAACCAAUGCAUGUGCUCUUUUAUCACGUAAAUCGUCGUAAGUUAAAACAAAAAUAUAGUUCCGUUUUUGAAAGGAUUUAUCAAUUUUUAUAUACCACAAAGAAUGAUUUAUUUGUCUGUUUACAUCUUUGUAAAGUUUAGAUUGUUUUUUACCUUAAUAAGAUACCUUAAAUACUUUCAUCACGCCGAUUGUGAACUAUAAUCGUUGCGAUUACAAACUGGUUUUGUCUAUGUUAAUAUUAUAAACUGUUUACAAAAUGAAACUGUUCGUUCAUUUGGCGAGUUGUUUGAUAUUCUUUAGCGUGAAAAUAGUCACGGGAUUGGAUAUACGACUAUGGCCAGUAAAUGCACGAGGAAAUGAGGGGUUUGUCGAGGUAUAUCACGCAGGUUCAUGGGGUUUAAUCGGAAGCCCUGCGUUCAGGUUUUCAGAUGCAACUGCUAGCUUACUUUGCAAGACUUUAGGAUUAAGCGACUUAGGCUAUAGUUCUGGAUGGACUUCCAUAGAUAACUAUGGUGGAUAUAUCUGGACAUAUGGUCUUGAGUGUAACGGAAAUGAGACUAGUAUAGACCAGUGUAACAGACCGGGCAAAUGGGAACGUUACAACUAUUCAAAUACAAGUAGCUGGGAGUAUAGACAUGGUACUAGGCUGUUUUGCGUAGAUUCUCGAAUAAAAGGUGGCCUAAUGCGAAACACGGGAAUAGUUGAAACUUCUUUCGAUGGUAAAACUUACGCCCUUUGUUACGAUGGGAUUGAUAUGAACGCUGCAAACGUCGUUUGUAAUCACCUAGGAUACGAUGGUGCACUCAGCAUAGAGAAGGGAGCAGCAGACACUACUCCACUAUAUGACAUGAAACUAGCAUGCAAAGGUUGUGAAUACUCUUUAACAGAAUGUGACCGCUCAACGAGUUUAAACUCUAAGUGCCUGUAUGCAGCGGUUGUUACAUGUAAAGCUGUUCGGAUUGCACGGAUGAGUCGCUACAUAGACGAAGGACCAGUUGAAGUUUUCAAUGAAGGUUCAUGGGGCUUUGUUGGUAACCCGGGCUUUUCUUUUGAUAAUGAAACAGCAUCGUAUCUUUGUAGAAGAUUUGGCCUGAGUGACGUUGGGUUUAGUACAUCUAGUCACUCAUUGCAGACGUACGGACGGAAAGCAUGGCUAAGUCGGCUUACUUGUAAAGGAGACGAGGCAGAUAUAAUGCAAUGUAGUCACCCGAAUUUCAGUACAGUACCAAUACUGAUGCAUACCUAUAAGUGGGGGACAUGGCUUUAUUGUUUUAGUUAUAAUAUUACUCAAAUUCGUCUGACUGGAGGUAAUUCACAGAACGAAGGCCGGGUGGAGCUUCUCAUUAAUGGCAGAUGGGGUUCUAUUUCAAGUUAUUAUUCGCGAUCCUACAACAUUGAAAAUGCCGCAAAAGUUCUGUGCAAGGAAAUGGGAUACAGCGGACUAGACAUGGUGAUGUAUAAUGGCAAUAUAGGUCGGUCUGACGACCUGUUCUGGAUGUCAGAGGUAUCCUGUAACGGCAAGGAGGAUAGCGUAAUGAAGUGUCGUUUCAUAAAAGGACCACGUCCCAUGACCUAUGUUCACCCUGUCUAUCUUAAAAUCAGAUGUAGCGGCUGACCUGAUACCUAACCAUACAUAUAAGAGGAUACUAUAACAGUUCAGGCAAUUGUCCAAAGUCACAGACCAUCGUUUACUGUGUUAUUUCAGUGUUGUAUCUUUCUUAAUGGUAUUUGGACAUGUUGGUUUUUUAAUUAAACAUAUUUUGCUUUCAUAACACA
Mercenaria mercenaria is the source of this 2153-nucleotide messenger RNA. Its product is annotated as scavenger receptor cysteine-rich domain superfamily protein-like. NCBI's taxonomy places the organism in Eukaryota, Metazoa, Mollusca, Bivalvia, Venerida, Veneridae. The transcript is spliced from 10 exons. Gene Ontology annotation, cellular component: membrane. Bases 634 to 1992 code for a protein of 452 amino acids. The record is from RefSeq and is a predicted model, not a curated record.